This is a messenger RNA of Ficedula albicollis (Collared flycatcher), 2171 nucleotides long. RefSeq names its product leucine-rich repeats and transmembrane domains 2 (gene LRTM2). Gene Ontology annotation, molecular function: protein binding. Bases 236 to 1348 code for a protein of 370 amino acids. The transcript is spliced from 4 exons. Gene Ontology annotation, cellular component: membrane. Gene Ontology annotation, biological process: regulation of presynapse assembly; axonogenesis; positive regulation of synapse assembly. The record is from RefSeq and is a predicted model, not a curated record. Lineage: Eukaryota; Metazoa; Chordata; Aves; Passeriformes; Muscicapidae.
GCUCCUGCCAGCUAGGGUCCGCCGAGAGUCCAGCUGCGAAGAGAGGCACUUUCUGCUGGAUUUGCUUUGGGAUUGUACCGGGCUCAGAGAGCUGGGAGAGCUGCCGUUCUCACAGGAGGGUCCAUCCCAGCCUGAGAGAGGACCUGGCAGGCAGGCUACAAGGUCAUUGCUUCUCUCUUUGGGGCCGUGUGCCAGGCUGGCUGUUGGAUGUGAGGACACGCUGGAGAAGACCACGAUGCUGCCUACAAGUGCUGGCCACCGGUGGAGGAGCAGGUUCCUCAUGAGGUGGCAAGAGGCUUGUCUGCUUGGCUGCUGGCUCUCACUAUGUGCUGCUGAGUCCUUCUUUACUUGUCCUUCCUCCUGCAAGUGUAACAGUGGCAACCUGGAAGUGGACUGUAGUGGCCUGGGCCUCUCUUCCAUUCCCUCAGACAUCCCCACAAACACCAGGACCUUCCUCUUUCUCAACAACAAACUCAGCAUCCUGCCAGGAGCAGUGUUUUCCAACCUCUCUGCCCUACAGAGGCUGGAUCUAUCCAACAACUUCUUGGACCAGCUCCCUCAGAACAUCUUCAGUGACCUGGGGAACCUCACAGAGCUCCAGCUGAGGAACAACAGCAUCCGGGCCUUGGACAAGGACCUGCUACAACACACGGCCCUGCUGCGCCAGCUGGACCUCUCCAUCAACGGUUUGGCCCAGAUUCCUUCGGGCAUCUUUGACGACCUGCCUGCUCUCCGCUCCCUCUCCCUCAGGUCCAAUCGCCUGCAGAGCCUGGACAGGGUGACCUUCGAGCCUCUGACCAGCCUGCAGCAGCUCCAGGUUGGGGAUAACCCCUGGGAAUGCGACUGCAACCUCCGAGACUUCAAGCACUGGAUGGAGUGGUUCUCCUACCGAGGUGGGAAAAUCGAUCAGCUGGCCUGCACCUUGCCCAAGGAGCUGAAAGGAAAGGACAUGCGAAUGGUGCCCAUGGAAAUGUUCAACUACUGCUCCCAGCUGGAUGACGAGAACAGCUCUACAGUGCUGGAAAAUACUGGCCCACCUUGCACUAAAGGAAGCCCUGCUCCUUCCAAAUCUAAAUCAGGCCCAGAAACAGAAGUGGAGCCCAGUGUGGGAUGCCCUCAGAAACAGCGGUACAGGCCCGUGAGCGUGCGCCGGGCUAUUGGCACUGUGAUCAUUGCAGGCGUGGUUUGUGGCAUCGUUUGCAUCAUGAUGGUGGUGGCAGCUGCCUAUGGCUGCAUCUAUGCCUCCCUCAUGGCCAAGUACCACCGGGAGCUGAAGAAGAGGCAGCCGCUCAUGGGUGACACAGAAGGAGAACACGAAGAACAAAAACAAAUCUCUUCUGUGGCGUGAAACUGUUCUAGGAAGGAAGGGACAGCGAUGAAAAAAGGUACCUGAGAGCAGUCAAGCAUGGGGUCCUCCCAAAGUACAUCUUCCCAGACAGACUGUGCUAUUGCUCCACUCACCCAAGUAGUACAACAUGCUUCUGGGGGUCAGGGCACCUGGCUCAAUUUCUUUUCCUCUGCCCCAGGCCCAUUCUGUGCCCUUUCACCCUUGGGCCCUCCCAGACAAAUAAAGUAGAGUCAGACCUCGAGUGCUUGCUGUACCUCAUGCCCUCGCACAGAGCUUCCCUCACAUGCCUGCUGCAAAGGCAGCUGGCACCUUCUGGGAACCUGUGUCAUCCUCUCAGCUUUGGUCCUGAGUCGUCCUGUAUCCUGUCAAGAGUUCUCUGCAAACAGAGAGCAGCUCUAUGAAACCUUAUGUGGGGAGCAGGAUGCCAGAGGUGUCCACACCUCACCGUUAGGUCACUGCUGUCGUGUGACACUAAGUUGCUGCCUACCCUACAAAUCUGUGCUGCCAAGAUUACAUCAGAAGGGAGGCAAGGUCCCUAUGCAGGGCAACAGUUAGUGGGAGAUUCCCUUCUCACUUUUAGAGAUGGAAAGAUACCUGUACCACCCUGACACACUGCCAGGGAGCACAGUGACCCUCUUUUUGCUCCUGGCCAAGCCCAAAUCUUUGUGCUGAGCACACAUGUCAUCUGCUGCUGGUGCACAGGCACAGAGUCAUCCUCCUGUACACACACACACUGACUCAUUCUGAUCCCAACACACACACACACACACACAGAGCCAGGCCCAGUCCCAGGCAUUCAGUCACCCACUUCCACGUGCAGAGC